UGCACACUCCAGAGAGGCAGCGGAAGAGAGGGGCUCCGGUUCCCUGGGACCCCAGUCCUGCCCAGAAGGCUCAUGGAGCCCGGAGCACGCAGGGCCCUCCUCUCGAGGGCUAGCAGCUUCCUUCUGGACCUGUAACCUAGCCGCCAUGGCGCACGGUUUCUCAGUGGGUUUCGACCCACUGGGCCUUGGAGACCUAAGCUCUGGCUCUCUGAGCUCCCUCUCCUCCCGAGGCCACCUGGGCAGCGACUCAGGCUCCGCAACGCGAUACCUGCUGAGGAAGCAACAGCGGCUGCUGAAUGGGCCCCCCCGCGGAAUCCGAGCCUCAUCGCCCAUGGGCCGUGUCAUCCUCAUCAACUCCCCCAUCGAAGCCAACAGUGAUGAGAGUGACAUCAUCCAUGCGGUCCGAGUGGAGAAGAGUCCAGCAGGGAGGCUGGGGUUCAGUGUGCGGGGCGGCUCUGAGCAUGGCCUAGGCAUCUUCGUCAGCAAGGUGGAGGAGGGGAGCAGUGCAGAGCGGGCUGGCCUGUGUGUGGGGGACAAGAUCACCGAGGUGAACGGGCUGAGCCUGGAGAGCACCACCAUGGGAAGCGCUGUGAAAGUCCUGACAGGCAGCAGCUGCCUGCACAUGAUGGUGAGGCGCAUGGGCCGUGUGCCGGGCAUCAAAUUCUCCAAGGAGAAGACCACAUGGGUGGAUGUGCUGAAUCGGCGGCUGGUAGUGGAGAAAUGCAGCUCAACGCCAUCUGAGAGCAGCUCAGAGGACGGUGUGCGGCGCAUCGUUCACCUCUACACGACCUCGGACGACUUCUGCCUGGGCUUCAAUAUCCGUGGGGGCAAGGAGUUUGGCCUGGGCAUCUACGUGUCCAAAGUGGACCAUGGUGGGCUGGCCGAGGAGAACGGCAUCAAGGUGGGAGACCAGGUCCUGGCUGCCAAUGGUGUCAGGUUUGACGACAUCAGCCACAGCCAGGCCGUGGAGGUGCUGAAGGGCCAAACACACAUCAUGAUGACUAUCAAGGAGACUGGCCGGUAUCCUGCCUACAAGGAGAUGGUUUCUGAGUACUGUUGGCUGGACCGACUGAGCAAUGGGGUGCUGCAGCAGCUGUCCCACGCCUCUGAGAGCAGCUCCAGUGUCUCCUCAUACGCCUCCAGUGCCCCCUACAGCUCGGCUGAGGGCUCUGGCUCUCUGCCCUCUGACCGCAUGGAUGUCUGCCUGGGGCCUGAGGAACCCAGCAGCCGUGGCCCAGGCUGGGGGCGAGCAGACACAGCCAUGCAGACGGACCCAGACAUGGGGGGCCGCUUGGAGACCUGGUGCAGCGUGCGGCCCACAGUCAUCCUCAGGGACACAGCCAUUCGCUCUGAUGGACCCUCACCUGCCCGUCGCCUUGGCUCUGCUCUCUCUGAGUCCCCCAAGACUGCUCUGCUGCUAGCCCUCAGCCGACCCCGGCCCCCCAUCACACGCUCCCAGAGCCACCUGACUUUGUGGGAGGAGAAGCAACAGCGGAAGAAGGAGAAGUCGGGGUCCUCCGGGGAGAAGGGGGCCCUGCAGCGCUCCAAGACACUGAUGAACCUCUUCUUCAAGGGAGGGCGGCAGGGGCGGCUGGCGGGGGACGGGCGCAGAGAGGCCUGGACGCUGGAGAGAGGGAGCCCGGCCAAGCCCCGUCCACGCCUGGACAUGGAGAAAGGUGACCCCCCAAUCCCCCCCCCCAUUUGGGGCCUGGGCCUGCUGUUGAGCCUUUUCUUCUUAGCAGGGGGAGUGGGACCUGUGCAGAAGUUUGUUACCUGGAGACUAAGACGAGACCGAGAGAGGGGCCGGGCCCUGCUCUCUGCCAGGUCUGGGAGCCCCUCCAGCCAGCUGCCCAAUGUGGAUGAGCAGGUACAGGCCUGGGAGAGCCGGCGGCCACUUAUUCAGGACCUGGCCCGGCGGCUGCUGACUGACGAUGAGGUGCUGGCCGUCACCCGCCACUGCUCCCGGUACGUUCAUGAGGGCGGCGUGGAAGACCUGGUGAGGCCCUUGCUGGCCAUUCUGGACAAGCCGGCAAAGCUGCUGCUGCUGCGGGACAUCAGGAGUGUGGUGGCCCCCACAGACCUGGGCCGGUUCGACAGCAUGGUGAUGCCAGUGGAGCUGGAGGCUUUUGAGGCCCUCAAGAGCCGGGCAGUACGGCCACCUGCUUUGCGACCAGCCCGGCAAGACACACCACCCAAGCGUCACCUCAUCACCCCUGUGCCUGCCGUGGAGGCUUCUACCUGCUGCCUGCGAAUGGCUUCUCUGAAGAGGAAGAUGAGGGGGAGCUGA
This is a messenger RNA of Miniopterus natalensis, 2287 nucleotides long. The record is from RefSeq and is a predicted model, not a curated record. NCBI's taxonomy places the organism in Eukaryota, Metazoa, Chordata, Mammalia, Chiroptera, Miniopteridae.